Phytophthora sojae is the source of this 2286-nucleotide messenger RNA. RefSeq lists its product as hypothetical. Gene Ontology annotation, cellular component: membrane. The record is from RefSeq and is a predicted model, not a curated record. The transcript is spliced from 3 exons. Bases 1 to 2286 code for a protein of 761 amino acids. Gene Ontology annotation, molecular function: symporter activity. Lineage: Eukaryota; Oomycota; Peronosporomycetes; Peronosporales; Peronosporaceae.
AUGUCCAACCGACCGCGCGUUGUCCUCUACGACGACGCGAAUGGGAGCCGCGUCACCUCCGUCUACGGCGACCCGGUCUCGCCCACGGAGAGCGAGGGCGAGGUCUAUAACCCCGUCACGGGGAAGUUCGGCACCAUGUCUCGCCUGUCCAACUCCAAGUCGGGCUUCCAUAACCCGAUGAACUGCCAGUACCCAUUCCACACCACGCCCGUGGACCCGCCAGAGGUGGUCUACCCGGACCGAGCUCGCAGAUGCGCCUUCUUGCGGGAGUCGACGACGCAGAUCAUGCUUGGAGCCAUGGCUGGACUGCUGCUUGGCAUGCUGCUAACGAAGAUCGACGUCUCCGACGACGUCAGCGUCCUCGUGAGCCUGCCUGGAAAAGUGUUCCUCCAGGUGCUCAAGUGUUUCGUCGUCCCCAUGGUCUUCACCAGCCUGUCCACAACGGUGGCGGACAUCGUCCUGCUCGGCAAAGUGUCCAUCAUUGGCACGCGCACGGCGCUUAUAUUCACGUCGCUGUCGUUGCUGGCCUCGAUGCUGUCGCUCGCGAUCGCUAUGCUCUUGCGAGGUCUGCACCCACUCACCAAGGGCGUCACCUCUGUGACGUCCCCGGUGUAUUUCAGCAUCAUGUGCGAGAACGGCAGCUUCUUGACAUACAAUGCGACGGGCGCGGCGACGUGCUCGGGAGACACGAUGAACAGCACGACUCGCUUCGAGUUUUACGACCCGACGCGAGUGCUCCUGACUGGUGGCACUGCUAACGCCGCGUCCACUGUGACCAUGCAGAUCACGGACAUCUUGAACCAGCUCAUUCCGAACAACAUCUUCUCCAGCUUCCAGCAGGGCAUGCUGCUGAGUGUAGUCACGUUUGCCAUCACUUUCGGCGCCGCAGCAGUCAAGACUAGCUCCCGUGAGAACAGCCCGCUACUCGACGUCCUCAAGCAGAUGAACAAGAUCUUCUUCCAUGUGAUCGGCAAGGCGAUUGACUGGAGCCCCAUUGCUGUGAUGUCGCUUGUGGCCGGCUCGCUCUCAGGCCAGGAAAUGCUUGGCCAGGCCGCGACGCAUGUCGGCGUCCUCGUGCUGUGCGCCGUCCUCUCGAUGAUAGUCUUUGAGCUGGUCUUCUUCCCCAUUUUGCUCUGGUUGACCAUCAGAAAGAAUCCGUUUCCGUUCAUGCGCGCGAUGCUCCCAGCAGCGAUGUUUGCAUUGGGUUCGUCUUCAUCGCUAGUGACGCUGCCAAUGACGCUGCGCUGCGUGGAGUCCACGCGCGAGGUGCCUCGCAGUAUCCUGCAGUUUGUGGUCACGAUCGGCUGCAUCCUGCACAAGAACGGCUCGGCCCUCUACUAUCCGAGCGCCUUGGUCUAUCUGGUGUCCACGUCUGAGAAAGCAGUGCCGCUGGGUUGGCUGCAACUGACGCUCAUCUUGCUUCUGACGGUUUUGGGCUCGAUGGGGACAGCUCCGAUCCCGAACUCCAGCAUUGUCAUGAUCUACUCCAUCUGGACCACGAUAUACUCUGGCGAAGAGGUCCCCGCCAGCUACAGCUACCUGGUGGCCAUUAGUUGGUUCAUCGGUCGACUCGUGACUGUGUGCAACAUCGUCGGCGACGGGUACGUGGCUCGCAUCAUUGCCGAGCAAGUCGAAGACGAGGACGUCGACAACAUUGAGGCGCGGCAUACGACACCUGCCUGCCGACCACACCGCUUUGGAGUCCCAGCCAUGCCGUGCUUCCUGACCGAGUGCGACCCCAUGGCCGAGGUCAAGCGCUUCGGCUCCGCCAUGGCCGGCCUGUACGCCUACCACUUCGUGGUGGACACGGUCUUCAUCCGCCCCGCCGUGCGCUACAUGCUGCGCAAGGGCUGGCUGACCAAGGACAAGGAGGACAAGAUGCGCGAGUCGCUCUACAAGAACGCGGCAGUGGGCGCGUUCCACGCGCUGGGCCUCUACAUCGGCUGGCACGAGCCGUGGUUCAUGGACAAGGAGGAGUACUUCAAGGGGUUCCCGUACGUGGCCAACGAGCUGCAGCGCUGGUACUACAUGAUCUACCUGAGCUUCUGGUUCCAGAGCAUCGACUUCAUGCUCAACAUCACCAACAAACACUACACGGUGAAGCGCAAGGACAACGCCGAGAUGCUCGUGCACCACUUCGCCACCAUCUCGCUCAUGCUCUUCUCGUACUACGCCGACCUCACCAAGGUCGGCCUCUGCGUGCUCAUGAUCCACGACGUCAACGACCUGCUGCUCGAAACAGGUGCGUCCGAACCGUCUGUUUCUUGUCCUAGUACUCGCUGCUGA